ACGAUAAACAGCCCUCCGACGAACAUUUGCUUACGUAAAGAGAUAAAAAUAGGACGUUGUUUCGUUUUAUCAAACCAAUACAAACGGCUAGUUAAAAGGAGGAUGCAAUUUCGAAAAGCUAUCACUAUCGUCUAGUUCUGCCGUAAAUCGUGUACAGUGGGACAACCAGUCAAGCAAAUCGUUAAUUUAGUUUUUAAAAGGAACGCUAUUUACAUUUCCAUCUCGUUAAUCAUGGAUCAUCCAAGCAACAAUCCACCACCUUACUCUUCAGGAGCUCCUCAACAACAAUACCAGCCCGUACAAGUUUACUUGGCAAAUCCUCCUCCUCCUCCUGGACCGACCGUCGUAGCAGUCGAAGUUGUGCCUUUGGGUGGAAGGUGUGGAAGAUGUCAGUUGGGAGUCGUACGUGAACAUUUCACCUUGUGUGGUUGGUUAUGGGCCAUUUUCUUUUUUCCAAUUGGAUUAUUCUGCCUCUUUUCAAUGCGACUCAACAGCUGCAACAGAUGUGGUGCUAUUUAUAAUUGAUUAAAACAGAGUAUCUAUUGAACAACUUUGAAACUCUUUAAUUGCUGCAUUUGUUUCAUCUCUCGAAGCUACUGUGAAUACGGGAAGAAAAGCGUAAAAAAUGUGAAAAUAAUGUCUGCUUUAUCCUUAAUAAAAUAAAAUUCGUGAAGAAUCCAAAGUAUUGUUUUGACGCCAUUGCUGUAAAACUCAUUAUUGAGGAAAUAAAGUGCAUUAUUACUGCCUUAA
Daphnia carinata is the source of this 750-nucleotide messenger RNA. Its product is annotated as membrane protein BRI3-like. The coding region runs from base 232 to 525 and encodes 97 amino acids. The transcript is spliced from 3 exons. The record is from RefSeq and is a predicted model, not a curated record. Lineage: Eukaryota; Metazoa; Arthropoda; Branchiopoda; Diplostraca; Daphniidae.